GCCCGGCCGCCCCCCCCGCCCCCCCCCCCCGGAAUGGAGUACUUCAUGGUGCCGGCCCAGAAGGUGCCCUCGCUGCAGCACUUCAGGAAAUCCGAGAAGGAGGUCAUCGGCGGGCUCUGCAGCUUGGCAAACAUCCCCUUGACUCCGGAGACCCAGCGGGACCAGGAGCGGCGGAUACGCAGGGAAAUCGCCAACAGCAACGAGCGGCGGCGGAUGCAGAGCAUCAAUGCUGGCUUCCAGUCUCUGAAAACCCUCAUCCCACACACGGAUGGGGAGAAGCUCAGCAAGGCAGCCAUCCUCCAGCAGACAGCUGAGUACAUCUUCUCCCUGGAGCAGGAGAAGACUCGGCUACUGCAGCAGAACACCCAGCUCAAGCGGUUCAUCCAGGAGUUCAGCGGUUCCUCCCCGAAGCGGCGGCGGGCGGAGGACAAGGACGAGGGGAUCGGCUCCCCGGACAUCUGGGAGGACGAGAAAGCCGAGGAUCUGCGGCGGGAGAUGAUCGAGCUCCGGCAGCAGCUGGACAAGGAGCGCUCAGUCCGGAUGAUGCUGGAGGAGCAGGUUCGCUCCUUGGAGGCCCACAUGUACCCCGAGAAGCUGAAGGUGAUCGCUCAGCAAGUGCAGCUCCAGCAGCAGCAGGAACAGGUGAGGUUGCUGCACCAGGAGAAGCUCGAGCGUGAGCAGCAGAUCCGAACCCAGCUUUUGCCAUCACAUGCUCCCCCAGCGCCCACCCACCACCCCACUGUGAUUGUUCCAGCACCACCUCCCUCCCAUCACGUCACCGUGGUCACCAUGGGCCCCUCCUCAGUCAUCAACACAGUCUCCACGUCCCGGCAAAACUUGGACACCAUCGUUCAGGCGAUCCAGCACAUCGAGGGGACGCAGGAGAAGCAGCUGCAGGAAGAGGAGCAGCGACGCGCGGUCAUCGUCACGCCGGCGCGCGCCUGCCCCGAGCCCUCCGCCUCCGACACCGCCUCCGACACCGAGGGCAACGACAGUGACUCCAUGGACCAGAGCAAAGAGGAGCCCUCGGGGGACGGGGAGCUGCCCUGACACCCCCUGGCUGGCAGCCGGGGAGGGGAGCCAGGGCGGGAGGGGGAAACGUCAGAGAAUAUGCUGAAAUUUUUAAAAAAAUACAACGCGAUUUGGGUCUCUUUUAUGACCUUUUUCCAAUACUGUAAAGCAGAGUGUUAGAAGCAGGCAGAGGUCACCCUGCA
Calypte anna (Anna's hummingbird) is the source of this 1214-nucleotide messenger RNA. RefSeq names its product transcription factor AP-4 (gene TFAP4). The record is from RefSeq and is a predicted model, not a curated record. The transcript is spliced from 7 exons. Bases 34 to 1050 code for a protein of 338 amino acids. Gene Ontology annotation, molecular function: protein dimerization activity; RNA polymerase II cis-regulatory region sequence-specific DNA binding; DNA-binding transcription factor activity, RNA polymerase II-specific. Gene Ontology annotation, cellular component: nucleus. Lineage: Eukaryota; Metazoa; Chordata; Aves; Apodiformes; Trochilidae. Gene Ontology annotation, biological process: regulation of transcription by RNA polymerase II.